CACCAGGAAGACGAAGAGAACUUGCGGAUACGGUAAAUACAUGUACGAAAACUACAACAUUAAUCUAUCAUUACCGCUAUAACAACAGUUGUGUGGGGAAUUUGUUCUAUCCAAGAGAGAAAAAGUAUGGUCAGCCUGUUGAAAUCGCUUCUGGUGUUAAGUUACCACUGGUGUUUUCAUUCAUUGCAAAAUGAUAGUAGCCGAACAAGGCAACACUUUAAUUUUGGUAUUUAACGUCUGUAAAUCUAUGAUUAAAACAUAUCUUUAUUUGUCAUGAAACAUUUUCAUACUUUACGGUAUUGUGAUUUUAAUUACCUCUAAACUUUGGUUACCAGUUAUUCUGAAAAUGAUAGUAAAAUCCUUUGGCAGUUUACUUUUGAUUUGAUAGUCUAAAAAAAUACUUUUUAAAGAUAAAUUUAAGGAGACAGCUGUGAAAACAUUGUUUGUCACGCAAAGACAUUAUAAACAGUAAAAAAAAGUCUCUUAACUCCUGUUAAAUUAUUAUUAGGUCAACUCAUGGUCAAAUGUUACUCCAUUAUAAGUGAACUCUGCGCAGUGAGUGUAUAACUUGUGUUGAAGUACUGGUACUAUUGUAAUCGCUUUUAGAAGUACUUAAAUUAAAAAGAAAAGGUUCCCAAAAAAAAAAUUUCAAGUUAUGUACAGAUACCCAAAAUAUAAAUGAAGAACUUAAAGCUGGUGUGAGAAGUUUUACUUUGUUUUAAAACAGACCUAAGUCAGUACUGAACCUAAAAAGCAAACAAGACCAUCAGUGAAAUGUCUCAAAUCGCUGAUGGGGGGGUAGGGGUCAGACAAACUGGUUAACAUAACCAAACUAGUCUUUUGUAAUUUAUCGUUCAUGGCAAAGACUUUCAAAGAGUGCUGGUAAGAGUGGGAGUGUUUGUGAGAAGAAUGACUUAUAAACAAGGGGAAAAAAACAGCAGAGAAUUAAGGGGGCACCAUAAUCAGCAUAAAACCAAAGUUCCUUUAGGAAGCUUCAAGCAAAUUAACAAUGUAACUGUCCGCCCCUUUAUCACCUACUUAGUUAGCCGUAGUUAAACAGCUGCAAUAUAUACCAGUGAGUUUCAAACAUCUCAUAAACAUUUGAAUAAAAACUAUGAUUUUUCUUCACUGUAUUUGAGAAAAAACAUUUAUGGCUCAGCAGAUUUCUUAACAGUAAUCUGGUUAUUCCCUUUUUAGACUCUCUCAACUUCCAAAACAAGGAGGAGGAAAAGACCAAGAGUGGAAAGGACAUUCUUUCAUCUGUCUUUCCACAGGGGCAGUUUCAACAUCUGUUUCCUAGAAUGGACAGCCAGGAGGUGGGAGGUUUACUGGAAGAGUGUCUCAGAGCAGCAGCUGAGGCUCAGCCGUCCAACCAGCCAACAGAGGCGGAGAGGCUGAACUACUGCAGGUGUAGAGGUCAGACACAGGGUGGUGCUGUUGGGUCACUUUUCACUGCAGUAUGACAGGAAGUAGGAUGACCAAGGAGAUUUAGAGAUACCAGGAGUUGGAGUGAGUUUGGGGGGAAUUUAUUUUCUUUUUUCUAACCAAUAUUUUUCAGUAUCACAAGUUAGGAAAUAACUUUUAAAAAUGCUGUUUUGUCCUUGAUUUUGAUGUCAUAUAAUGCAAAAAGUGAAAUUAGUGAAAUCCUGCUAAACAAAAAUGCAUCACUGUCCCCCCAAAACUAAGUCUCAUCGAGUUUGUACAUGAUAACUGAUCCCUUUGUCCACUAUCUGAAGAAUUUUUUUAUUUAUUUUUAUUUUUUUGCAAACUGCCUUGCACAAAUAAGUCUCUGUUGAUCAAGUCAUUUAAAAUGAAAUAAGUUAAAACUUCCACAAUUAUAUCUAGACCAUAAUGUUUUAACAUAUGCAUCUUUUGGAUUGAUGAGGCUGCCCUGUGUUAUUUACAGACUCCCUGUGUGAAGAGCUGGCCUCUCUCCUGCAGGAGGCGAUAGAGAUGAAGUGGCCAUUCGUGCCGGAGAAGUGGCAGUACAAGAAGUCCGUGCUCGCUGAUGACAAGACAAACCUCAGUGACCUCAUCAGCAGACACAUUUCAGAGCUGCUGGUAAUAAUCUGAAUUCCUUCAUUUAUCAGAUAAUGCAGUUUUAAGAGAUAGUUCAGUGUUCCUAGGUGGGGUUGGAUGAGGUAUUGUGUAAUGGCCACAAGGGAUCCUGGUUGAGAACUGAACUUAACCUUAGCUAUCAACUGCUGCAGACAAAGCCAUCUGUACCAUGAAGUUUAGUAAAUGUUAACACUGUUCUCAGUUAUGUGAGCACUCUGUUAGAUUUUUCUCAGCGCUUUAUUUUGCCGUAAAAAGGCCUAUUCGUGUUUGUACUUCUCUUUGGCAUGUUCUGUUGUAUCAGCUUGUCGAGUCACUGAUAUAUUCUGAAUUUUUACAUUUUUGCAUCUCAUUCUGACAGUUUUUAUACACUGUACGCCUAAUUUUAAAGGAAGGGGCAAACCUAAGACCAAAUUUGUUUUCACAACUCCUAACCACUCAACAAGGACUAGGCAAAUUCAGCAACAGUAGGUACCAAAUUGUCCACAGGGGCCGCCAAAGUCAACAAAGACUGAGUUGUAAAUUAAGCCUAACAAGACAUAAUCACUUGCUUAGAUUUUAGGUUUUUGCUUUGUGGUUUUUCACUGCCUGGUUGUAUGAUGAGAAAAGGUAUCUGACUGUGGAGGGUUCAUCUUUGGAUCUGCAAGUUUUAUGGCUUAUAGACUUGUUUGCUUUUACAUAUCAUGAAAAAGCAUCAAUAUGAAUUUCUGUCUACUUUGUAAAUGUCAAAAAACACCUUACAGGAGCCUUAAGGGAGGAAGAUGAAUAUUUACUUACUCUGUCAACUGCAUUGCCAGAAUGUUCUCAAGGUGUCCAUCAUGGCUCAGGAUGCAAUCAUGGCUCUGGCAGUCAUCUUUUUAGUUGACCGCUUCCUUUACUGGGUAGACGAAUCCAGCCGGCUGCUGAAGAUCACCAAACUUCUCCACAAACACCAUCCUGACAGCCCUGUGGCCCCACAGCUGGUCAUACGACAAGCCAGAGUCUCCUUUAACUCAGGUUCAGUAUCAUACACAGAACAGGUUUAAGCAUGUAAAAUUAAAUGUUUUAAUUGGAGAUGUGUUGGGUUAUUCAGGCAAACUGCAGAAGGCAGAAUACAUACUCAGCAGUCUUAUAAACAACAGUGGAGCAACAGGUCAGUUCAUUGUAGUUUUAAUUGCAUUUUACUGUUCAUUUGAAAAACAAGUGAAUGAAAAAGACUUUGUUUUGUCAUCCAGGCUGUUGGGCGUACCGCUCUGACAGUGACCGCGCUCUUGUGCAGGCCACUAGUGUUCAAGUCCGGGGGAUGAUUCUGCAAAAGCUCGGUAAGAUAAUGAUCCCAACUGAUAAAACUGAGUUCCUCUCUGUCAUGAAUUAGUAACAUGGUGGAUUUGUGUCCUAUUUCAGGCCUGUGGUUGGAGGCUGCAGAGCUCAUUUGGGCGUCUCUGGUUGGUUACUACGCUCUUCCGCAACCUGAUAAGAAGGUACAACAGAAAUACUGUCACCACUGAUACAACAUAAUGAGCUUAUAAACAUGCUCACCUCUGUUUAUUCACAGCUGUAAACCUUUGCUCUACAUGCUGUCCUAUUUUUCAGGGCAUUGGAUCCUCUCUUGGUAUACUUGCCAACACACUAGUGUCAAUGAAUGAUGAAGACUUUAACACUUUUAAGAAUAAUCCAGAUAUUGAUUUGGUGAGUACGGAUGAUACGUUGUAUGCAGGGGUAAAGUAGGUCACUAAAAUAAGUACAUACAGAGUCAUCAGUUACAUAACCAGUCAUGAGAAAAGGCUUUAAAUUGGGGGUGCUGUAUUUUGUUUUUGCCUGUCUAUGGUGCAAGAACUGUUUUCUUUAUUCAUACAGUUUAAAUUCAAACUUUUACUUAUGAAACAUUUUUUUAUAACUUUACAGUCUAAUAUAAUACAGGCCACUAGAAAAACCAUAAACCCUGUUACACAGAAAAGAGGCUACAGGCCAAACCUAAUGAAACCGGUUCAAAAGGAUGGAGUGCAACAGUGAACAGAACAAAUGCAACCCAAUUUCUAUGUUCACACACGCACACAGGACCCGGACAUCAGGUGCACUGAUGCAUUAAGCAGGUGAACAAAUUAAUUACAGCCAGGUAGAAAAAUCAUGCCAGUUUUUCAACAAUUUUACUUUGCACUGCACAGCAGACAACACAACCAAACAUUUCUUAAUGGGUCUGUUUGUAUUGUGCACACCACCAACAACAACAGGUUUAGCUUUAUACAGUAUAUGUGUACAUUGUUAAUCAAUUUAUUUAUUUAUCUAACCUUUAGUUUACCAGGAAUAAUCCCACUGAGAUAUAAAGUCUCUCCAGCAUAAAGUUUUACACACAGUGCAAAACUAACAGACAGUAACCUUACCAAAUUCAGUGAUCAAAAAUGAUCAGCUUUCAGCAGGAAUAUGAGCAUAUACCCGCCAGAUGACUCUUAAUCCUGGUUUUAAAAUCCUCUGGAAUAAUAAAAUGACCCAGUCUAUCCUACUGUGGAUUUAGGGUCAUGUGUAGAUCUGAUGUCAAGGUCAAUUUGUUGAUUGGUACUGCAGUAGUUCAGUGGUCUAUGACUGGUUAUGUUGUAUAUCACUGCUGUCAUUUUAUGUUUAAUGGAUAUAUCAUUUAUCUAAUAUCUUUUCUUCUUGCAGUCUUUACUUGGAGACAGCAGUCAUCGUCUUCUGUCAGCAGCCCAGGCAGCCAAGAUGGCAGUAAUAUACAGCCAGUACACAUCACUCUAUGUAUUGACCCAUGUGGUAGGUUCACAGAAGCCUGUAUUUGAAAUAAAUGACACUGUAUUGAUUCCCAGCCCAACCAUACUCAUCAAACAACAAAAACAACACUAAUAGUUGUGGGGAGAGAAGUCAUCACAUCCUGAGACUUUACCCAAGCUGCAUUUGUUUUUUUCUUCUAACUCUGACAUCUUUGUUUUCUUCAGACAACUCAAGGGACCUGCUUGUUGUCGUACAGUUUCUCAGUCCAGUGCCCUCCCUCUCAAAGGCAGUCUUACAUUCAGAAGGCAAAGGAGUCUUUUGAGAUUGGUCUGCUCACCAAAGCAGAGGACGAGCAGGUCUCAAGCAAGCAGGAACUCCACACUUUUGUCAAAGCAGCUUACUCCCUCACUGUCACCCACAAAUGGCUCGGCACUCCUCGGGAGGUUGUCAUGCAGGCAACUGAAGCUUGCCAAAAAGCUCUGGCAACUUUCUAUCGUUACUGCCAGGCUGAUACUAAAGAGAAAGAUGGCCUCUGUGUGGAAAUCAUGCAUCUGGUCAGCCAAGUCAAGCUUCUGUUUCAAUUGGAACCGUUCCUUAAUACAGACAAGGGGUCUUUUAUCCCUGACAGCUACAGAAACAUCACAGACACAGCAGUUAGUUUUACACUGGAAGAUUUCACCAAGGUGAUGCAGAAGUUCAAAAAGUAUCAUGCAUCAUUAUGUGAGACGACUAACUCCAGCUGUAAGGGAAAAGGAGACAAGAUAGAUGGGGUAAGGCUCUGUAUUACUGCACUGGGGACAACUGUUCCAAACACAGAGUGUACAACUGAGGCCUGCAGUGUGUCAGAAGAUGCAUCCAAACGAGGGGGAGCCAAUUUAUCUGCUGUCCACCUACCACCAGAGUCUGACCUUGGUACCACUCAAGAAAGCACAGACGAGCUGGGCUCCUCGUGGCAGAAAUUCUCUUUGAGUGGUUCAGGGUCUCCUAGGUCAAGCAACAAUGGCUGCAUAGAAAGUCUUGCCAUGAAAGCUCACACUCAAAGCUGUCUAACCACUGAUGUUGAUGACGAAGCAGUUCACAAGUCUGUGGAGAAAAACAGGAAGCAAGAGUUACAAAACAGUACUUCUGGUGUUGGUUCCCAUACAUUUCCAAUCCCUGUCACUUCCUCAAACAUCAGAAGUCAUUUUAAGAAGUCUGAACUGAUGCAAGCUGACAUACAGACUCUGGAGACUGAGGAUGUGAUGGCUGAUAUCGAUGGUGUGCCGCCAAAGCCGCCAUCAGUAGGUGAAGGAGCAGUACAAUCCCUAUCUCAGCUAACACUCAGAACCUCCUCCAGCUCCUUGGGAGACAGCUUUGGCUCCCAAUCAUCCUGGGAAAAAAUCUCACUUGACCUAAACUCCCCCACAAGCAGAAAACUUCAGCCACAUAGCCAGUCCAAGAUACCAGAGUCCCAUGAGAGCAUCUUCCACUUGGAAACUCUCGAAACUGAAAACUCUGAUUCUGACUCAGCUCUUGGUCUUAAGCACAAAACUUGUACAUCUGGAGUGGAAUCUGAAGCGUUAUCCAAGCCAAGAUCUCUGAGGAGCCGUUAUGUCGACCAAGACAUGGACACCCAAGUUGACUGUGAACCUUUUGAACCUGUUUCUAAUAACUCAUUUCAAAAACACCCCCAAAGGGCUCCAUGUACUUCCACUGAAGCUUCCACUGAGAGUUCGUUUGAGAUUCUGGAUGAGAAUCACAGCAGACACCAAAGCAGUGAAGAAAAUGUGAAUGUCCCUCUGAGUAAGAACCUCUCGUGCUACAUGUGCCUAAAGCAGAGCAGCAGCAGUAUUGAUCCUGAGAGACAGUAUGUGUUGUCACAGCAGGACUACCAAGCCCUGCUGGCUGGAGUUUGCUAUGGAUGUCUGCUCAAGAGACUGCAAAGUGACAAGACACGAUUUCAGCUCAAAAACCACAACACUGCCUACUGUAAGUUUUUAUUUCCAUUGCUGCCAUUACAUGAUUCAUCCAAGCUUACCUAGAGAUGAUGAUUGAGGGCACUGUCCAUACUAACAGAUAACCUUACAAAGGCGAGCUUUCAGGGGAAAGACUCUCGUUGUCAUGGCAACAUCUCUUAGCAUGAAUAAAACUGUGAUUGAAGUCACAGAGGUUACUCUGCUCUUGGAGAUGCCUGUGACCUGUAGCUUAACCCAGCAGACCUCAGUGUAAUCAUACCCUUGUUUGAUCAGCUGGUCAAACUUUGCAAGUAUUUAAAGGGAUAUUCCGGCGUAAAUUUAAGUUAUGGUCAAACACACUGUAACACCAAGUUAGACACCCCCUCGAGAGAUGAAUGUUGCCGACCGCUUGCUUCUCUAUUUAAACCAACUUUUUUAAUGGCUGCACGGUAGCAAUACUCAGCGGUCUAUGUCUCCACACGCAAACCUCAACCAAAAAGCCACUCCGUAGCCACAAAUAAUGCUCAGAACAGCACCUAACUUCAUCAACAGUACAUUUAGGGUCCCAGCCAUGUGAGUCAUGUGAGUGUUGUGUGGUGGUGGUCGGAGAGGCCGUAGGCGCAAAAUGGCAGCCACGUUUCCGUCAGUUUGCCCCAGGGCAGCUGUGACUACUAAGGUAGUUUACCACCACCAAAAGUGUGACUGUGUGAGCGAAUGAAUGAUGUAUCCAAUGUAAAGCGCUCCGAGGGUCUCUGAUAAAGCGUUAUAUGAAAUCUGAUGCAUUAUUAUUAUUAUUAUUACUAGCCACCAAACAUCUUUUUAGCUUUAGGUUUCUUUAGCAAAGAGACCAAACACAACUCACCCACUCUCCUCCAGUAGUCACUUGUUUGUGGGGGAGCCCUGAUGAGUCGAUCACAGUGGAUAAUCAUCAUAAUAAUUGUUUUGCACUGCAGACACGGUAGUUUUUCUGCCAUAGCGUCUCAGUCUAAAUGCAUUUCCAUGAGGUGGAAGCAAUCAUAAAUGUUCUUCCUUGAGCUGUGAAACUCCGCUUGCACUCAGUGAUCAACUCGUCAGGGCUCCCCCACAAACAAGUGGCUGCUGGAGGAGAGUGGGUGAGUUAUGUUUGGUGAGUUGCGUUUGGUUGUUGCUGAAGUUGUUAUAAUUAGAAAAGCAAGCAUUCAGCAACAUUCAUCUCUUGAGGGGGUGUCUAACUCAGUGUUACGGUGUGUUUGACCAUAACUUAAAUUUACUUCGGAAUAUCCAUUUAAGUUAAAAUGUUCCCAAGCUUCCUGCUAAUAUCUGGAUAUUAUCAUUAUUAGGUGCUCUUCAUUUAAAGUUCUCCAAAGCCACAGGGCUGUGGACCGCCAGAGAGACCUGCAUCUACAUCGGGGAGUCAAUGAUGAUGGAAGGCCAGCAGAGAACAGCAAUAUGGGUACAGUUUUUACACCAAGAGGAAAGGUUGAGCAGGUACGUACUGUAAAUACAGAUGCAGUUUAAAAAAGUGAAAUACUCCAUAGAUUCCCUGUGAUUUCCCUGCUUACUUGGAUGUCUGUGUUCUCAGUUACGUGGGUAAAGAUUACAAGAAGCCAAAGCAGAUCCAGUUUCACCUGAAAGACGUGGAAAGACAGAUGACAGCCCAGUAUUACGUGACUGAGUUCAACAAGAGCCUCUACGACAAGGAAGUCAUGGCUCAGAUCUUCUUCAUCCCCUCAGAGGCAAUACUGGUGAGAGCAAAUCCAAGAGAUUAAAAUGAGCAGGAAAAACAAAAUGACUGCUCUGAGAUUUGACUUCAGCCAGGGAAAGUAGCAGACAUCAAAUCCAGAUUUAAACUGACACACGUAAAUACCUCUUAAAUAGGUCUCCCUACACUCGACACUUAAUCUAGUAAUACUUGAGAUGGCAGAGUGCAGGAUUGCCUACAGCAACCCUGAAGCACUCUUUGAGACUUUCAAAUAUAAUCCGUCCUCCAGCUGUCAGUUUAAAGUAAGAAAUACUCUCAUUUAAGUGGUUAGGCCAACAUUUUAAUGAUUAUUCAUAUCUUUGUGGUGAACACAGUCAACUGUCUUGGGAUUUCCUGAAAUAACAGGGACAAGACCUCAAAGUCUAACUAAAAAAAACACAAUCUAACACAUCUCACACCAUAUUUACACAGCUAUAUCAAUUAAAUACUCAUGCACAGACAGGCUUAUAAUAAUAAUAAUACCUAUUUAUUCAUAUAGCACUUUUAAAAUCAACAGUUUACAAAGUGCUUUAACAUGCAGGAAAACAAAUAUAAAAACAACAGAACAACAGAAGACUUCGGGGAAAGAGCCUAGACAAGACUAAAAUCCAGACUACAAGUCCUAAUGUGAUAUUAUUGGCAAUAAAGAAAUAAAAUAAUUUAAAAUAAAAAUCGGUGGAAGACACAAAAGCUUUGAUGAGUGUCACAUGAGCUGAGACGUCAUUAAAGCGAAGACAUAAGAACCUGUGAUACCCAGCCAACACAGGAACCCAAUUACAAAAACCUGAGACCAAGGGGGUGAUUAUAAAACAUGAAUAGGAAGCAUAAAAGGUUUUAAAGAAGACAAAAUCACAUAAAAGCAAGUCUUAAAAAGUUUUAAGACGGGUUUUAAAAGCAGUGACUGUUUCUGCACACCUGAUCUCCUUAGGGAGGUCGUUCCAAAGUCGAGGGGCCCUGAUGGAAAAGGCCCCGUCACCUUCAGUUACAAGUCUCAACUUUGGAACAACCAGGAGGCCCCUACCUGAGGAUCUCAGGGUGUGGGCUGGCUCAUAGGGUUUUAAAAGUUCUGACAUAUAGAUUGGAGCCAGUUUAUCAAACACAGGAUAAGAUGUUAAUUCCUUUGUGCGAGCACAUACCUAAGAGUGAUGAAUGGUAGAACAUCUUCUUGUCGUCUUGGUGAUGAAUGAUGGAGAAUGGGAACUGGAUACGCAUCAUCAGUAGUGUAGCCUUGGUUCCUGGGAUGUUUCGGCCUCCACACUAUACACCCUCCCCAAGGUGGCCAGCUACAGGCUGAUCAGACCUGUGCUUGCGUGAGUCCAGACUCGUCACGAGAUAGAUGGUACCUUCUCUCGUGGGACUAUGCAAGGCAGGGGCGUCCUACUCCCUGAGUCAAGCCGAAGCUGACCGCAUACCUGAAGGCUUGCUAGUUCGGGGCCCAACAGGGGUCCUUCCGCCUCAUGAAAAGCCACUGGCUGCUUCUUUCAGCUGCCUCCGAUGUAGCUUUGAUGGCUGAAGGCUGGUUCUGGCCUCUGACUCCCAGGUCAGCAAACAGUCUGGUGGUAGAUCUUGCCACAAAUCCUCUACAUCCCACCUCCACUGGGCGGACUUCAGCACUCCAGCCACGGUGUUGUGCUUCAGCAGCGAGAUCGGCGUAGCGUAGGUGUUUUCGCUCAUACGCCUCAUCCACUGCGUCCUCCCAGGGUACUGUGAGCUCGAUGAUGUACACCUUCUUUAGGGAAGGGGACCACAGCACCAGGUCAGGUCUCAGGGUGGUUGUAGCAAUUUCUGGAGGAAAAACCAGCUGUCGGCCAAUAUCAGCCAUCAUCCUCCAGUCACGGGCUAGGCGUAGCUGGCCUCGCUCAGAUGGUGUGAAGCAGCUUCUGGCUACCUUAGCCCCCUCACGGACAAAGGUAGUUGCCGGUUGUUGGUUGGAUGCUGGUGGUGGUAGGGAGUUGGUGGCAGCUCGUUUGUCCUCUAGAGUGGAUGCAAGGACCUUUAGGACCUGGUUGUGACACCAUGUAUACCGUCCUUGGGUGAGACUGGUUUUACACCCUGUGAGAAUGUGUCUGAGGGUGGCUGGCAUGGAACAUAGGGCACACCUCGAGACCCUUUACUCAAAGUAAUGAGUAAAAUCUCAAAAUCAAUUCUAAAACCAACUGGAAGCCAAUGUAAAGACGCUAAAACAGGGGUAAUGUGAUGUCGUCUGUUAAAACCAGUUAGAAGCCUAGCUGCUGCAUUCUGGACAAGUUGGAGGCGGGAAAGAGAUUUUUGCGUAAUACAAGAAAGAAGUGAGUUAUAGUAAUCUAGGCGGGAGAAGAUGAGGGCAUGAAGGACUUCUUUUUAUAUAUAUAUAACGUGAUAUAAUUUUCCUUCCUUUAUAUGUUUUUGUCCAUAGAUUUUGGAUGGAAAUGAGGUUGUAGGCUGUGUAACAGUGGAGCCCUACAUGCUGGGAGACUUCGUCAAACUGACCAAUAACACCAGAAAAAAGGACAAGAGGUUCAAGGCGACAGAGUACGGCCUUGCCUUUGGACACUUUACCUACUUGUUUUCUGGCUGUCAGGAAGUGGUUGUUGACUUGCAAGGUACACACACCUCUCUCAGUGGCAUUGGCCUGCCACUGUCAUGGAAAUAUCACUGUAUUUUAACUGUCUUUUCACUGUGCAUGAGAUUGUUUCUGUCUUCAUUGUUGUGUCUUCUACAUACUCUAUUUUCCAGGGUGGGUGACAGCCAACGGCAAAGGGUUGACCUACCUCACAGACCCCCAGAUUCACUCCACAAAGACCCCCAAAGGGCCCUCAAACUUUGCUGCCAGUGGCCUCAGGUGCUUCCUGGAGGAGCAACAUGGACCAGAAUGCAAUGACAUCUGUCAGCUGCUUAAACUUCCCACAGUCGUCGGACAGCCACUUAUUCUGACGUAGGAAAUUUGGAAAUGUAAUAUAACUCAACUUGAGAGUUGUUGUGAUGACGCUCUGCUCAAACAGCAUAUCCCCUGGAUGAGCUACGUAAUCUUCGUACGCCCAUAGGCUGUAUAAAGUGUCAAUCAUAGAAAACAUGAACUGCACAUGGAGCUGCACAGAAAAAAGAGGACUUGAACACAAACCAGUGUUAUAAAAACUACAUGUCAACAUCGCAACCAGCAGGGAGAAAAAUUUAUAUUCUGUGUAAUUAAUUUCAAAUGUUUGUCCACGGCUCCAUAGGGAUUUCUGGAGGAGGCGGGAUUUAUGACCUAUACUGCAGCCUGUCACCAGAGGGUGCUGUUCUCGCAGUGGCUUUACCCAGUGCAAAUAGCAUCCAUUCUAUGUACAGUCUAUGAUUGAAAACUAUUCAGUGUAACAUUUUCACCAACCCCCUCACAGCGAAAGAAUGAUGAAGACCAGCCUGUUCUUCCUGUCAACAUGCACUUAACAUGUAUACUUGUGGGCUCGCACGCCAACUUGAUACAUGUGCAGAACAUAUUGACACGUGUAAGUUCAGAUAAUGAUGUUUUUUCUAUACAAGCACACAACAGUUUUUAAAGUUUUAGAGAGCUUUUCAGCAAUGUUUAAUUCAGAAAAGCUACAUUUUCGAAAACACCUCUUUAUGAGUGGACUCUGUCUAAUGAGCCAUAACUUGCAGGUUCUCUUUACUUAAUCCUAGUCCACAUGUAAGGUGGAUAUUUUAUGAAAACAAAGAUUUUUUAGUGUGUUUUACCCUUUUUAUUACACAUGCAAAUGGAGUUGUAGGUCACUGAAAACAGAAGUUUUCAGAUUUUCAAUUCAGAUUUUUCAAAAUUCAAUUAUCUGUGUGUUCAUAUGGACAGCAUGAAUAAAAGAUUUUGAAGAAGUCGAUGUCAUUACUCCAGCUUCUGCAUGGAAACUGUUUAUAUGUAUGUUCUUGCACGUGUUCAGCUAGAACAGCGAGUUUUUCCUGUAAAGAUGCAAUAGACAGCGUAUCAGUGCGAAGACAAAGACGUAGAUCUAACUCUAUACCUUGUCAUUCAACACUUCAAUAAACAGCACAGAAAACA
Molecule: messenger RNA, 12415 nt
Organism: Xyrichtys novacula (pearly razorfish)
Lineage: Eukaryota; Metazoa; Chordata; Actinopteri; Labriformes; Labridae
Source: the annotation of a GenBank genome assembly